Arabidopsis arenosa is the source of this 1321-nucleotide messenger RNA. NCBI's taxonomy places the organism in Eukaryota, Viridiplantae, Streptophyta, Magnoliopsida, Brassicales, Brassicaceae. The record is from the annotation of a GenBank genome assembly.
ACCAUGAUAAAGAAUUUGGUAUCAAAAAGUUUGUAUGAUAACCUGAAAAUGGAGGGCCAUGGUCAACUUUUACUGGCGUUAAGCAUUGGAGCUUUUGCGAUUUUGCAUAUUGUUCACGCUCAACCUGAUCAACAAGGAUUCAUCAGUUUGGACUGUGGUUUAUCCCCUGGUGAGUCACCAUAUACCGAUCCACUAACCGGAUUAAGAUUCACAUCUGAUGCCGAUUUCAUCAAAAGUGGUAAACGCAGUGAAGUUGGAGAUGAUGAGAUCUAUACCUACAGGCAGUUCAAGGAUCUGAGAUAUUUUCCCGAUGGAAUAAGAAACUGCUAUAAUCUCACAGUAACUCUCCUUUAUGAUAUACGUCAUUGGAUGUCAAAGCUUCCCCUCUCAUCUUUGGAUCAUGUUAAUCGAGAAAAGAAUAGUGCAGCAGAUAGGAUGGCUCAAGAAGCUUUGUCGAUUAGUUCUUCCUAUCGAGUGUACUCUGUUCCUCCUAUUCAUUUACUUCCUUUCUUAUAUCCCGAUGAUGUCCUCGAUCGCAUAUGGGAUCGAUAUAAUUGGUUUGAAAGAGAUGUAAACACCACUCUCAAUGUGACAUCAUCUAAUCCUUUUGCAGUGCCAGAUGCUGUAAGUAGGUCGGGCGUUUCCCCUACAAAUUCAACCAGACCAUUGAACUUUUACGUGUCUGGGGACGAAAAAAGUAACAAACUUAAUGUGUACUUUCAUUUCGCCGAGAUCGAAGUCCUAAAAGCAAAUGAUACUAGGGAAUUCGAUAUUUUAUUGGAUGACAUUGUUAUUCACAAAGCUUAUAGUCCUAAGGUGUUACAAUCGGAAACAAUAUACAACAUAUCACCACAAAGAUGCAGAUUAAGCUACUGUGACUUGGACCUCAUUAGAACUCCAAGAUCAACUCUUCCACCACUGAUUAAUGCUAUUGAAGCAUUCAAGGUGUUGGAAUUUCAAUAUGCUGAGACAAAUCAAAACGAUGUCGCUGCCAUGAAGAAUAUCGAAGCAAUUUAUGGAUUAAACAUGAUAAGUUGGCAGGGAGAUCCAUGCGUCCCUGAAGUGUUAAAAUGGGAAGGUCUGAUGUGUCGCUACACAAACAAAUCUAUUCCGCCAAGAAUAAUUUCCUUAGAUUUAUCGUCACGCGGGUUAAAAGGGAUCAUAACACCUGCCUUCCAAAAUUUGACCGAGCUUCAAAAACUGUAAAUGCCUACUACUUUUUUCAUAUAUUACACGAUAAUCCAUCAUGUUUAUUAGAAAAUCUUAACAUUUUACAAAUAAGUGAAUAACGGUUUACAUGUAAUGAAUGUUACAAGUAGAA